Messenger RNA from Trypanosoma cruzi, 626 nucleotides. RefSeq lists its product as uncharacterized. The record is from RefSeq and is a predicted model, not a curated record. The annotation marks the transcript as partial. NCBI's taxonomy places the organism in Eukaryota, Euglenozoa, Kinetoplastea, Trypanosomatida, Trypanosomatidae. The transcript has a single exon.
AUGGGGCGGACUAUGAAUCACUUUCUUACGCCUCCUCGCCCCUCUUUGGCCCGUGUAUUUCAGGUGCCAAGAUGGAACUUGGAAAUAGCGCUGCUGAACUUCUGGCAAAUCUGAAGAAAAGUGUCAGCGUCUGCGAGGCCGAUAAGGCUGUGCUUGUCAGCCUAUUUGUUUACAAGGCGCGAAAAUCGGAUGAUGUAAUUCUUUCCUCUUUUCUUACUGUCCUGGCGGGGAACAACGCGAAGUUUUACAGCAAGGCGCUGGAGGUACGUCCGAAGGAGCGCGGGUUACUCCACUAUGCGCUCGGCGGUCCAUGUAUCACGGUUGUUUCCCUUGGCCUGGUGGCUAACACGGCUGCCACAGACGCGGCCACGGAUUUUGGCGGGCUGGCGAAGAGUGUACAUGGGACCUCAAACCCCACUGUGCGUGAUGGCGGACUGCGGCGCUUUGUGAUGUUUUCAACGAGGGCCCAGACGCAGAUGCAAAUGCGUCUGAAGAAUGCGACGGGGGCUGAUAAGGAGCGGCUUGCCAACAGUAACGCAAACCUUGAAUUGGUGCUUAAGGACGCGGAGGAGAUGCUGCGUGAUCCAAAAGGUCGGUUACCCAAAGUCUACAAGCAAACACACUGA